AUGCCGGCAACCGGAGGCCGGCAGCCGGAGACAAUCGGCAAACCCGACACGCCGUUUGGAGAAAUCGAGGAGAUGAUCGACCAAGUCGACGCGAAGUUCAACCGUUUCAAGAAUUUCGACGUGAAGCUCGGCAACCCGCCGAUGGACCACCACCACUACGACAUAUUCAACCUGAAAGCCUGGAAAAACCCGAUUUCGAGCAUUCAUCAAACGACGAUGAAAUGCGAGCUCCGAACGUUCGCCAAAAACGUCCCGCGUUGGGUCUUUGCGCGGUCCUACGAGCACCGAGUCGACCUAAUGAGAGCCGCGAUUAUCGGCCCGCCAAACACGCCCUACCACGGCUGCUUGUUCUUUUUCGACAUCAAGUUCCCCGAGAACUACCCGGAUAAACCCCCGAAGAUUUACUACCGCUCGUACGGGCUCGACUUGCACCCGAGCCUCCGCCCGGACGGCAAAAUUACCAUCUUGCCCCUGUCGGAAAACAAAUGGUACGACCGGCUCAAGCAAAACUACUUGCCCCGAAUAACUAACAAAAAGUGGAACCCGGACGACGAGUCCAACAACCUGAUGCUCGUUUUUCACGCGAUUCGAGACGCGCUAACUACGGUUAAACUCGAGCCACACGACAAGAGCAACAGGAAGACUUUCGCGCUGAGCUGUCAGAAGAUGGUGAGGGUCUUGAAAGAACCUCCCUCAGAUUUUCGAGACUUUGUGCAGGGAUACUUUCGGAAAAUGGGUCACACGAUUCUGCUCAACUUUCGGGAGAACGAGUAUUACGACUCGCUGGUGAUGAUCGACUUGUUCGUGAAGAUGUUUAAGGUGUUCGAAGGGAACGGGGCUUACUGCAAACACCAUUUAUGCUUCUUGAGAUUGAUUGAUGAAAAGGAUUGUGGAGUUGAUGUGAAGGCCAAGAUAAGGGAACUUGAGGAGGUGACAACAGUAAGUGUAAAAGGAUGUACACGCUUUAGAUAUGAAGUGUGUGGUUAA
Molecule: messenger RNA, 987 nt
Organism: Striga hermonthica
Lineage: Eukaryota; Viridiplantae; Streptophyta; Magnoliopsida; Lamiales; Orobanchaceae
Source: the annotation of a GenBank genome assembly